Molecule: messenger RNA, 2517 nt
Organism: Cercospora beticola
Lineage: Eukaryota; Fungi; Ascomycota; Dothideomycetes; Mycosphaerellales; Mycosphaerellaceae
Source: RefSeq, a predicted model, not a curated record
AUGAUCACAGAUCACAUUACUGUCGCGCAGGCGGCGGCAGUACUCAACGUUGCCAUCGUCCUUGUACAAGUCACAUAUCCUCUGCUUAUCUCGUUGGUCGCUGUCGGAAUCGUCAAGCGCAGGACAAAUGUUGCAACAUGGUCGGUCUUUGGACGUCUGAUCAACCACUCGCACUGGCCAUUCCUCUUACAGACCGAUGCUGUGAAUGGCAAGAAGGUGGACAAGCGCAUUCAAGGCAUUGCUAUUACAUCCACACUCACGACGCUCUUGCUCGCUGUCGCUGCAGUCGUCACGCCACUGGGGCUGCGCAGCCAACUACGUGCUGGCGAAGUUCAAGAUAUUCGUUUUGAAUAUGUCCGGGACACCAGUGCCCUAGGCAUGGCUGCGCAAUCCCGCGUUGGGUACAAACCAGACAGAUUGUGCAACGAUGGGAUAUUUUAUGAGCCUUGUCCGGGCAACGAUGAUGGAGUGUAUAUGCUUCGUAACGCGUCUGGAAGAGGCUUGCUCACGAGCCCCGGGAGGGACGACGCUACUCUCACGACGAACAUUCCCGAAAACACGACACAAGUGUUCUCAAGCGCCGAUAGUGAUUUCGGAGGCACAGUUGCCAAUAUCUUUGACAUCCAGUAUCGAUCUUUCAUCAACUACAACAAUCAGACGGAGCCAGCGAGAAUCAAUCGGGCUGAGUGGGUUGAUGCUGGUAAGCCUCGGACGCAGGGCAAGUUCCAAUACUACCAGCAAUUCCUGCUGGAGAACAAGACUCGUGCUGUGGAAGGUUUGAUAGUGUCUACCCAAGUGAACCAGACUGGCAUCGGCUUUCGCAACCACACUCUGCCUCCGACAUCAGAAUACGGGUACUCCUGGUCAGAGCACAUUCUUUGGCUAGAACCAGAGACGGCAUGCACAAAUCUCAAUUUGACUUACGAGUACACCAUUCCAGCGCCAGGGUUCCAACUCGAUAACAAUAUCAACCAAGCCAUCGUAGACCGCGGAGGAUUUGUGGACUCACCAUCCACGUUCGAAACUCCGGAGCUCAGUAAUACACAAGCAGAUCCCAAAUUUCUCGAGCGCUCCUAUGUGGCAGCAGUUGCCACCAACAUCUUCUUGGGCAGAUACAUGAAUGUCACCAAGAGUACUGCAGAAAUGGGGAAGCGAUAUCUAAUGGAGGAUUACAUGGACAACGGGACUUUCAGCUCUUCCUUGCAGAACAAUCCUGAACCAAACCACAUUGUUCUAUCGGCCUUUGGCAAGUACGACUAUGCGACUAAUCGCUCACGUCCUAAUUUGCCGGGCCCGUUGAGAAUUCUGGGGACAUCCAAUUUCUCUGAAAAUGUCGCUCCUGACAUUGUUCUGAUUGCUGAUCUCAUCAACGGCUUCAACUCUAGCUAUGCCACGAACAUCACACGAAUUGGCGCAAAAGGAGGCCUCGUACUCGGCACUGGCACGCAAAUAGACGAUCAGGGGAAUCCAGUUCCUGGCAGCGACGCCCUCCAGCUCACUCCUGGCAGCAUUUGGCAACAGCCGAUCUACUCCUGCGUCUCGGGCGUGUCGGCAUCGAUCAAACUCGUCGAUUUCCAGAUCAACGGCACUGCCAAUCUCGAUAAUCUCAUCAUCGAAAACGUUCGAGACGUCGAGUACGCCUCCGACAACGACCUGCCUACCUGGGCAAUAGAGAACACCUACCGCAAAAUCGCCGCUAUGGACCCAUACUGGGGCCUCAUUUCCUCAGAAGCAGCAAACACAGCCAAUGUCUCGACAGUCCGUCAAUCGAAGUUCCGACUUCCUGCAAAUGCUGCUUCAGCUUUCGGAGGUACUACACUUAUCGAGGAUGCUGUAGCAGGAAAUCGAGCGCCCUUCGCAGCUCUGGCCGAUAUGUUUGGAGAUUUUAACGAUGUCAUUCCCGGAGCGCAAGACUACACGGGAGCGAGCAACUACUUGCUAUAUCUGCAAUGGCAACGACUUCUGGCGAACGGAGCAAACCCGGGCAAAAUCGUGGAUUUGAUCUGGACGGACCUCAUGGCCAAUAACCUGGUCAGCGCGCGAAGCACGCUUUCCACGGCUGCCGACCAAGAUCAAAUGCAACGUCGUGACACUUCUUCCUCGACGGCAUACGCUAUGAGACCUGCUGCGCAGUACUCGAUCGGAAUCUCUUACGAUUGGCGCUACGCUAUCCCUGCUCUCAUGUUUGGAUGCGUGUACGCCGCACUAUUCGUAUGGUCGCUGAUCAUGUUCUUGACGAGGAACUUGAGUUUGGGAAUUUUGAGACACAUGCUUAACCAGACAUCGGCGGGACGAGCGAUUACGACUGAGCGGAGUCAGGCGAACAAUGAGAUCGAUGUUGCGAGGACACCAGUUUGGGCGAGAAUCAAAGGUGAUGAGACUGUGAGAAUCGGGAAGGACUCUCUGGGCGGAAGCUAUAAUGGGCAGCACGGAGGACAAGGAUCGGGAUCGCAGGAGUAUUAUCCCUUGGAGGCGAAGCCGGGGAUGAAUCAUGAGGUUGAGAGGGCUUCGCAGUAG